AUGCCAAAGGAAACUGAACCAGCUGCCAAGAACUUUAAAGUCGAAGAUGUUAAAGAUACUGUUGCUUCUGACACUAAUAUCGUCAAGCCAAAGAAGAACCCAGUCACUGCUAAGCCAUCCAAGGUUCCAACGAAAGCACCAGCUAAGUCUACUGCCAAAAGUGACACUUGUAAUGAUGUCGAGUACGUUGUCAUGAUCGAUGCUGGAUCAACUGGUUCUCGUGUUCACGUCUAUGAAUUCAACACAUGUACCCAACCACCAAAACUUCUCAGUGAAGCUUUUGAAAUGCUCAAACCAGGAUUAAGUUCAUUUGACACUGAUACCGUCGGUGCUGCCAAGUCCCUCGAUCCAUUAUUGAAAGUAGCCUUGGAAAAAGUUCCUGUUACUAAGCAAAAAUGUACUCCUAUUGCCGUAAAAGCCACUGCUGGUUUAAGAUUACUUGGGGAAACUAAGUCCAAUGCCAUCUUGGCCGAAGUUAGACGUCAUUUAGAAGAAGAUUUCCCAUUCGCUGUGGUUGCAGAUGAUGGCAUUUCCAUCAUGGAUGGUAGAGAUGAAGGUGUCUACGCUUGGGUUACUGCCAACUACUUAUUAGGUAACAUCGGAAAUGAAAAGAAGUUGCCUACUGCCGCCGUGUUUGACUUGGGUGGUGGUUCUACUCAAGUUGUUUUUGAACCUCAAGAUGGAGAUUUAUUACCUGAAGGUGAACAAAAGUACAAGUUUACCUUUGGAGAUGACGUAUUCACCUUGUAUCAAUUCAGUCAUUUGGGUUACGGUUUAAUGCAAGGUAGAAACAAGGUCAACAGUCUUGUUCUUAAACGAAAGCUUGAAGACUUGACUCUUACCAAAUACACUCGUGCUACUGCUAAAGAUGCUGUUGCAACCGUGUCCGUUCCUAAUCCAUGUAUCCCACCUGGAACCGUGGCCAAGAACGUUGUUGUUGAAAUUUCUGAAGAUGAAGUUUAUGUUGUUAACAUGAAGGGUCCUUCUGAUACUACUUUAGGUUCAGCACCAGGUGCUCAAUGUCGUGCUCUUGCCGAACAAAUCUUGAACAAGGAAGCCACCUGUGAAACCAAGCCAUGUUCAUUCAAUGGUGUUCAUCAACCAUCUCUCACCAAGGGAUUUGCCCGUAGUUCAGACAUGUAUGUGUUUUCAUAUUUCUAUGACAGAACUCAUCCAAUUGGUAUGCCCCAAUCAUUCACCGUGGAAGAAUUACUUGACUUGAGUAAGGUUGUCUGUAACGGAAACUCCGACACCUGGAGUGAUGUUUUCCUUGAUGACCAUAUUAAGGAAUUAAAGGACGAACCACAGUGGUGCCUUGAUUUAUCCUUCAUUACUGCUAUGUUACAUACUGGUUACGAAAUUCCACUUGAUCGUGAAUUGAAGACUGCUAAGAAAUUAGAUGAUAAUGAAUUGGGUUGGUGUCUUGGUGCUUCUUUGCCAUUGUUGGAUAAGACCAACUGGAAAUGUAGAAUUGAUCCAGUUAGUAGUUAA
This is a messenger RNA of Spathaspora passalidarum NRRL Y-27907, 1491 nucleotides long. It is a transcript of the gene GDA1, whose product is annotated as guanosine diphosphatase. The coding region runs from base 1 to 1491 and encodes 496 amino acids. Gene Ontology annotation, cellular component: Golgi apparatus; membrane. The transcript has a single exon. The record is from RefSeq and is a predicted model, not a curated record. Gene Ontology annotation, molecular function: GDP phosphatase activity; UDP phosphatase activity. Lineage: Eukaryota; Fungi; Ascomycota; Pichiomycetes; Serinales; Debaryomycetaceae. Gene Ontology annotation, biological process: protein N-linked glycosylation; nucleoside diphosphate catabolic process.